This is a messenger RNA of Coccinella septempunctata (seven-spotted ladybird), 509 nucleotides long. RefSeq lists its product as uncharacterized. The record is from RefSeq and is a predicted model, not a curated record. Lineage: Eukaryota; Metazoa; Arthropoda; Insecta; Coleoptera; Coccinellidae. Bases 122 to 451 code for a protein of 109 amino acids. The transcript is spliced from 2 exons.
AUCUACGGUAUAAACAUUAUUAACCUCUAUUGCAUAAUAUAAUUUUUUCUCUUAGAUUCUUCAACAGAAAAUUGCGUUCGAUCUCAACAAGAUUACUGUUGAAAGACGGUAAUGAACAAUAAUGACUUUAUUCAAAUUUCCAUUCAUUCGCAGAAUUAUCAGACGACAUACAAAACCAAUUGAGGAAGAUACGGCUGCUCUUUGGAAGAAAAGACUAGCUGUAGGAUACAUGCUAUUAGCAUGGAAUGCUUUUGGAUUCGUAUGUUAUCAAAUGUAUCAAGGAAAGUUAGACUGGGCGGCAUAUCAUGGAUUAAAAUCGGAAGAAGAGUUACGAAUGACGCCAGCUCAGAGUUGGUCAAGAGCUGCUGGUAUAAAAAAAGCAGAAGUUUAUAAGGUCCGAGGUUUCAACGUAAGCAAAUAUGAAAUAAAUGAGGAAGAAAACGAGAAAUAAAAUGUGUAAACUUUGAAUUGAGAAGUGUAAUAUAGAUUAAAUAGUAUAGCUGAAAUAA